Molecule: messenger RNA, 1487 nt
Organism: Mytilus californianus (California mussel)
Lineage: Eukaryota; Metazoa; Mollusca; Bivalvia; Mytilida; Mytilidae
Product: visual pigment-like receptor peropsin
Exons: 6
Coding region: 184-1095 (303 amino acids)
Biological process (GO): G protein-coupled receptor signaling pathway
Cellular component (GO): photoreceptor outer segment; membrane
Molecular function (GO): G protein-coupled receptor activity
Source: RefSeq, a predicted model, not a curated record
UACUUGAUGCAAGGUGUUAAAUAGAAUAACAGUUAUUCGUUGACAGAUCACAGUUCUGUCCUUUCUUACAAAAUACCGUAUGUAACAGCCCUAUUGAUGUUAACCAAUUGCGUGACAGGUGACUCUUAAGCAGAUUUCGCGACAAAGCCAAAUACAACUGACACUACAGAUUGAACAGCAAAGAUGGAAGCAAUUGUCAGAUCUGGUGGACAUUUUUCAGAUUUGGAACAUCGAGGCAUAGGAUGUCUUUAUUUUGUUCUUGGUUCAAUUGGAGUCUUGUCCAAUUGUUUGGUAAUGAAUGUGUUCAUUCGAGAAAACGUAGUGUCUGCACCAAAGAAGGUACUGCACAUCAACUUGUGUUUCAGUAAUGUCUUGGUGUGCCUUGGAUUCCCGUUUGCUGGAUUGUCAUCGUUCAAAGGAAAAUGGCUGUUUGAAACGUUUGGAUGCCAGGCUUAUGGAGUAGAGUCCUACACGGCUGGAUAUGCUGCGUUAGGGUUUGUUAUCGCCCUUUGUAUUGAGCGAUACUGUUCUGUGCGUUACACAGAAUUUUACGAUUCGUCUUCUACAAUGACAUGGUGGAUGAUGGCCCUCGUUGUAUGGAUUACAUCACUACUUUGGGCUCUCUUCCCUUUAUUUGGAUGGAGUUCUUAUGCUCCUGAAGCUUCUGGUGUAGCAUGCGGACUAAACUGGCUAAAAAAAGAUACCAGUCACUUGACCUAUGGCAUGUGUAUUUGUCUUGGAAGUCUGUUUUGGUACGUUGUCGCAGCAUUCUGCAUUUCCGGAACCAAGCAAGAGAAGCCAAUCGUUGUUACCCGUGGCCAGGAGUAUGAAUGGCUGAGCAAUCAUCAGUUACGUUGGAUUUGCAUCGGAUUUCUUGUCUUCGUAAUAAUUGGAUGGGGUCCAUAUGGAAUGUUCAUGUGCUGGUCACUUAUAACUGAUGCCACGGAAGUAUCUAUGUUGGCUGCAUCACUUCCGCCAUUGUUCGCCAAAGGAAGCACCGCUCUUUAUCCUAUUGGUUACUUACUGUCAAGUGAGAAGAUCAGAGACGGCGUGCUUGGUGGAUACUUAGAUGAACCCGUAAAGAAAGAGAAAUAACAACUGAAAUGUUGUGAGGUUCCAAUACGGUCAAUUUAAGAUCGCAACUACUAAAUUCCCUGUUCUACUUGUAUUCUUUUUAAAUUCUAAAUUUAACAAAGAGGAUGUCAAAAGUUGAAUUUAAGGUAUAAAACACUUUUGGACAAAUUAAAAUUCGUUAGACUGAAUUUGAUCGUUUUUGGAACCUUAUUUUACUUUAAGUUGUCUGAUUUGUUCAAUGACUAUAUUGUUUUGCAACGAAUCAUAUAUUAUCGUGUAACUGUAUAGCAUGCAUAAUUGUAAUUGUGGCUUUUUGAUGCAAAGAUGUGUAGUGUACUGCUUUGUACUCAUCAAGGAAAUUGGUAAUUGGUAGAUGAAGCUCUAGAUGAAGAAAUAAAUUAUUAUAGAGCAGA